GUGCAAUGGCAUUCCUACGCGGUAAAAAGCUCCAUUUCUUCCAUAAGACCACGACACGCCUCGGCAACGCCCCCUUCUCCUACUCGGGGGCGUCAAAGUUCAUCCCCCUGCCUCCUUCCCCCCAGACUUCUGGUAUCGGCGUGUCCUUUGGACGACCGACGCACGCCGGAGGGAUGGCCACCCAGCACAACUGGGCAGACGAGUGUCGCCGCCCACUAGCGCGACGACGUUGUGCGUCUACUUUUGAUGGACAGAAGCGUGCCGACUGCGACAAUGUCGUCCUAGAGAAGGGGGGACGAAAUAACAUCCGGACGCAAUUGUGGUACCAUCUGCUGGAAUGGUACGUGCACACGGCGCGUAGCGAUGGCGACCACUUGGUCGAUCCAGACAUGGGCGCGCUAGCAAUGGCGUACGGACGUCCAUUUGCGACACUGUACAUGCAGAUCUUGACGAGACAGCCGUGGAUGCAGUGGGCCACGACGUUCGUGCCGUUCCUCCCGUCCACAUCCGUCGACCGGCGACACUUCAACGUGCGCGUGCGUCGCUUCUUCGACGUCCACGGGCGCGCGAUGUGGGAGCAGAACUUUUGGCUGGGGAACAAGGGGGAUGAGUGCGUUUUCGGGGGUCCGAGCCGUCGGUUCGUGUUGGCCCGGGCGGCCAUGGGGCUGUUGCUGUACGACUUGUACCAGCUCGAAGGCGUGGAUGCGCUGCUGUUUCUGGAUGCGUUUCCACAUCCGUAUUGGCCGUCGCUGCGGCAGACCCCCGUGCGAUUGAAUCGAAUGGACGAGCGCGCGCACUUGUACCUGGACGAGCAACAUGCCAAACGAUGGCCCGACAGUUCAAAAUACUUGGACCACCCGUUUGCGGAAGGAAACCAUCAAGACGAAGGGCCAUGGCCUGCGCCGUGUGCGUCAUUUCUUCGAUGGGCGGCGGGGAGGAGCCGCGGGUCGUGCGCAGCGGACGCGUGGCUGGCAGCAGGAGCGACGCCCCAGUGGUUUGCCACCGUGUUGGCCGAAAUGGAAACCGCGCGAAGCGGCCGCGAAGACUCCCCGUAUAUUUGCGUGAUGCUGGCCGAGCCAUUGCCACAGCAUUGGAAGGUCCCCACCAACCCCCCGACCAAAUGGAUGUGGGAUUGGACGUCGCAAUCCGUUGUAGAGCGUCCAUCUCCGUAGUAUUAAACAUUGUCGUCGUUCCCACAUGAUGGAGGUAUAGGUAAUGCAUUGUAAAUAUUGAAUUUUGCGCUGAUGGAAGCGUUUUCAUGGACGGCACCAAGAACCCGUUAAGACCCCGUCCCAGUCCAGGGUACCAAC
Messenger RNA from Aphanomyces astaci, 1310 nucleotides. RefSeq lists its product as hypothetical. Lineage: Eukaryota; Oomycota; Saprolegniomycetes; Saprolegniales; Verrucalvaceae. The coding region runs from base 6 to 1172 and encodes 388 amino acids. The transcript has a single exon. The record is from RefSeq and is a predicted model, not a curated record.